Molecule: messenger RNA, 1776 nt
Organism: Plasmopara halstedii
Lineage: Eukaryota; Oomycota; Peronosporomycetes; Peronosporales; Peronosporaceae
Exons: 1
Coding region: 1-1776 (591 amino acids)
Source: RefSeq, a predicted model, not a curated record
AUGGAUCGGCUGAGUAUUGUACUCGCCUUCCUGGUCGUACUCGUCAGCCUAGUCAGCACAACGGCGUUUGACUGGACAUUUUGGAAAUCCCACAAUGAUGAUGAAACACCUGCCUCGGUGGGAGGCGUCACUCAAUUACCUCCUCCGAUGACCGAUACACCUAAGUCAAACUCUCCCUCAGUUAAUGAGUUAGUACUUAAUGCCACGAAAACAGGUUCAUUUAUAGAUGUCUCUGCGAUCACGAUCAAGGCGAAGCUCGCAAAGGCCACGACUGCCGUCAGCGACGUCAAAUCGACAUACCGCAAUUGGGUCGGGCCUCGGCCAAUUUCCCCCGACGCCGCGUGCUACCGUGAGGUACAUAUCAUGGACACAUGUCCAACCAAUUAUAAUCGCAACGAGCUUACCAACACAUGUUGGGCUGAGUGCCCCAUUUCCUAUCCGGUCGAAUGUGGAUUUGAAUGUAUUCGUCAAAACGAUGGGUGCGGGAUGGAGCUACUUAACAAGGGAGGUGCAAUUGCUAACACCGUCCUAUCAAUCGCUUUAUUUGGUGCCGCAAAUAAGUUGUGGAUAAUAGCUAAGAGUGUGAUGCAGGCUAUGGAUUGCACGAAUAUGAUGAUUGGCACUAUGCGUUCUAUCAUUCGUUACGUGCGAAAUAUCCAGACUACCGAUCCGCAAGCUUCAAUUGAGAAGAUCCUUAAUAUCAUGUACCAGUCCCACAACGUUGUAACGGAUCUACCAAUGGCCUACUUCUUGUGCAUGGGUCUACCAUUGCCACGAAAACUUGAAAUAUCGGGGCGGCUCCUAUCGACAAUGAACUGGAUCCUCUUGAACGCCAUCGCGUACAAAGAUGAUAUUUUUUCCAGUUGGAGUAGAUUUCGAGCCUUUUUGAUCGGUGCCAACUUCACUGAAGCUGCCAACACGAUUAACUCCACGGAUAUUGGUACACUCAGUGAUGCUAUGAAGUCGCGAUCAACUUGUGGGUACGAUCUCCGUGCGAUGACUGACCGUACGUGGAAUACUGUAGCCCAACUACGCGCAGAUCACCCUGGUAUCUCAGAAAGUGAAUUGCGCUUAAAGAUGCAGAAUACACAGCUGAUGACAACGGAAAUCGCUGUUGUUACUAAUAAUUGCAUGGAACAGCUUAUUGAAGAGUCGGAUGAAGCGACAGCAUACAUGACGCGUGAGAGAAUUCGCACGGCAUUUAGUGGCAUGGUUAAUGAGCUCAUUUCGACAGGAAAAAGUAAAAAUGGGUCGACAGAGGAUGCAAAAGACGUCAUGUACUUUGCCUUUAGCAAGGUACUCAUCUCGCUCGCUGUGAUGGGUAUCGAUUUGAUUGGUGUCAUGGGUACUAUCGCAGCAUUUCAGCAAAAAGUCUGUGGUCCAACCAAUUUUAUAGGUGAGAUUGAUGACGGCUCAGACCCCAAGACACUUGGGCUCACGACAAUUGAGAGAGCAUUUAAAAAUAGUUCUAUGAUUUGGACACGUAAAGGCGAUGGUGCUGUUAUCGUCACCUUCGAGAGCGCAGACUCCAAGAACGUGUCAGUAAAUAUCAGGUCUGGUGGAGACAAGAUUGAUGAGCUUUUUAUUCAUGCAGGAAGUACUGUGCGAUGGGAAUCAACUGUCUCAGCUUUGGCCGGUAAAACGCUUUACUUUGAUCGUUGGCGUGCAGGAUUUCUUGGGAUACCUGGUACAGGCGGUGGUUCACUUCUUUUGUGGAUACCUCACGCAUCUGAAGGCGGUCAUUUAGAGGUCACAGCCAAGUUACAAGUGAGCUAA